AUGUCCUCCCUGGCCGAGCCCCCCGCCUCACGGGCGCUGUCCCGCUCCCCGGCCCGCUCCCCGGCCCGCUCCCCAGCGCUGUCGCCGGCCCUCGGCCCCUCACGCUGCGGCGGGGAGCGGCGCCAGGGAGCCCCGGACGGCGGAGGCCAGCCAGGUGAGCUCCCGGCGGAUCUGAAUCAUGCCAUCAGGCUACUCGGAGAUUCUGACUCCAGCAAUUUGGAAGAAAAACAGUUGAAAGUUCUCAAGAAGGUAGUCAAGCGUUUUGAAAAUGGGCUUCCCCUUAAGGAUUUAGCACAAAUAAUUGACAUUCUUAACCUGUGUGCAGAAAAAGUAAAUGAACAAGAAGCUUUCAUCGAGCCUGUAUGUGAACUUAUUAAACUAUGUGGGUUACCAUUUCAAAAAAAGAAAUUAUCUGAUGAAGUAAGCUAUUCUGUGACAGUUUCAAAAUCCAUUGCACAGCUUGGUUAUUUGAUGAGGGUGCCAAGCUCUCAAGUUAGAAUACAAAUCUGUAAGUGUAUAAUUAGCUUUUACAAGGCGGAGCUACCGAGAAAACUACUCUCAGGUUACCAGCCAACAAGCGCAAACUAUAAGACUGAGAUGGCUGAAUUAGGAGGAUUAGCAGAAACUUUUGUUUUAUCUCUAGCAAUAGUUGAAAAUGAACUUACUGAGAAGUUGUGGGUACUCAAAGUUCUCCAGCAUCUCUCCAGCUCUGGAGUAAAUUGCAGACACAUGUUGAAGGCCCAAGCAGCCAGCAGACUCUGCUUGUAUCUAAAUGAUGUUGAUCCCUCAGGACAGCUGGUGUUCCGCUCAUCAGAAAUCCUAUGGAACCUGUUAGAAAACACCUCAAAAGAAGAAGUCGUUAAUCAGCUCAGUAGCUUGGAAUGUGUACAUGCAUUGAAGGAAGUAUUUGUAGACUUGCUCUUACAUGGUUUCCGCCAUUAUGAUCGUCAGCUAAGGAAUGACCUCCUGGUGAUUGCCACGUUAGUGGCUGAAAAUCCUGCAGCACCUAUGAUUGAAAGCGGAUUUGCAACACUGUUAAUAGUACUUGCAACAUAUACUGAAGUUAAAAUUCCCAAUCCCUUGUUAAAAGGUCUUAAACUUACUUUCUGUUAUGAAGACUUUGAGAUGAAAAAGUUGUUGUUUAAUAUUAUAGGAAUCUUAUCUAAAGACCCGCGUGCUGUACAGCUUCUCAGUGAAAAUGAUGUGAUGCCAGCUUUGCUUUAUUAUGUAAAACCACAUCAAAAGCCUGGAUUUCAUGACUGGUCUGCUUCCCAAUAUGAAGAAUUACAGCUUCAUGCAAUUGCUAUUCUGGCUUCAGUGGCUCCCUUUUUAGUUGAUAAAUAUUUGUCCUGCCAAGCGAAUACCCUUCUCCUUGUGUUUCUAGAAUGGUGUAUGGGUCAAGAUCCUUUCUUUGGUCAAGGUAAUAGUUUCCAUGGAACAGGUGGUCGUGGCAACAAACUUGCACAAAUGCGCUACAGUCUGAGAGUGCUGAGAUCUGUUGUGUCCCUUUAUGAUGAUGCUGUGAACCUUAAUUUGUGUGACCAGGGAGCAAUUAGCCAGCUACUAGAUAUCCUAAAGUAUGCAGCAAACAAAUCUAAAGAAAGAGAUGAUGCCAUUCUACUGGAAAUCCAAGCUGAUACAUUAUUUAUUUUGUCUGCUCUCUGUGAAAAUGAUGCCCACAGAAAGGAGCUCUUCAGCUAUGAAGGAGUGGAUAUACUUAUCCCAUUCAUUCAGAUGGAUCCAAAGAAGUUAUAUAGUGGAUUAGGCCACAAUCGUCUCCUUUUCAAUGCACUCGACUGCUUGUGGUCCUGUGUCGUUGGCUGUUACAUUGGAGAAGAUUAUUUUCUUGAACAACAGGGCAUUUUUAUUCUUCUGGAUUUGCUGGCGUUAAAGCAAAAAAACCUGUGCAAUAUAAUUCUUGGACUCCUAGUUGAAUUUUGCGACAAUCCCAGAACCACCUUUCACAUCAGUACCUGGCGAGGGGAGAAAGAUCAAACAGCAGCUAACCUUCUAAUACAGUUAUGGAGACAGGAGGAGUUGGACCUGGGAGUCAAACGUGAUCGGUACGGAAGGAUUGCUGAUGUGAAGAGACCCAUUGUUGGCAGCUUCCAGAAACAGCAAGAGGUCAUCCCCAUGCCUGCCAACUCUCCCACCUUUGCCAUUGUGGAAAUUUCAGAAAACAUACGGGCAAAACUUUAUUUAUUAUUGUGCAAGCUAGGUUUUGAAGAUUUGCCUGGCUUAUCUGCUAAGGAUUUUGUCACGCUUGCUAUCAUACGACGGUAUGUUGACUUUAAAGUUGGAGAAGUCUGGAGUGAAGUGUGUACAGAGAUAAAAGAAGAAUUCAGGCCUGUUGCUUCAGAUGAGGAAGCCUUGAAAGUUAUUUCAGAGGUGUCAGAAAAUGUUGGAAGAUCGGUUGCUGCUCUCCAGACUGAAGUGCUUGAAAGUCAACAUCGCCAAGAAAUCCGAGAGGAGGAAAAAACGUAUACAAAGAUCCAAGCUGUCCAUAAGCAGAAAGAAAUGGUAAACAAAUCUUGGGAAAAUUUCUUGACUCGGACAUCAAACUAUGAGGCAUUGAAGAAAGCAAAAAGGCUACAGGAAAAGUCAAUAGAGGCUUCCAGAUCUAAAUUGAAGACUCAGAAUGGAGCAGUUCAUUCUACUGAUAUUAAAGGCCUCAACACAACAAUCGGAUCUGGUCGCUUAGUAACUGUAGAAAGUACACCUUCUCAAUUAAUUGGAGGACCACUGUCUGGUACAGACCUUGCUCUUGGAAAGCCAUCUGUUUGUGAAGGAGCCUUAAAAAAGAUCAAAAGAGUUAAAACAUUGGACUCCAUCAAGAAAGAUUUGGGACCUGUAGAAUAAAUAAUGUUCUGAGCAGUGCUUUUAAUAUUUUAGUUAACUGCAUAUAUAUUGUAGAUACAAGAUAAAAUAUAUCUGUAAUGUUUUCAUGAAUUGCACAGAACAUCUCGAUAAUGAAAUUAUAUUUUGUAUUUUUUGUAACUAAUAUAAACAUGUGGGUGAUUUACUAGAAAAAAAAAAACUCCAUAUAGUACAAAGGCAUACUGAAUCUAGCAGUUUUGUGUGCUAGUGUCAGGUUACCAUGAUGCACUAUCAGUAGGUCUAGUGUUUGGAUUUCCAUCUUCUGUUGACACACUCCACACAUUGUAGUUUAAGUAUCAAUUUGAGCAGGGUGAUGAACUUUCACAUAAAUACACUCAGCUCUUCAUUGUCCCGGACAAGGUACCCUCAUGGUGUUUGUUCAAGUCCAUUUUGUUCCUCGAACUGCCACCUUUAGCAUCAGGACUUCAGCUAACGGCUCACAAAGACGCAAGUCUGUGCCAACAGUUUCUCUGAAUCUGUUUGGCAGACAAGCUCUUCACAGACUUCUCACAGCUGAUCAUACAUGUACAGUUCUUAUUUUUCCAUGGGUUACCUCCAGUAGGAACUCUGUUCACCCUAGCAUCUGUAGAACACCAGCACUCCUCAUAUAGCAGACUUUUUUAUAGAUGACUCAAUUCUUAAACUAUUGUUUCCUUUCCCUACUUGGGCAAAGCCAGAGUUUGCUAUAUUAUUUUAGAACAAGAUUUUCUGAGGCUGUUACUUCACUUUAGAUUGAGAUUCACAGCAUUAUGGCAUAAACUCCUGUGACACUGCAAGAGCUUUUGUAACAUACACACGUUGGCAGUAGUCUGUUAUUUUUGUCUGUGAGCAGUCUUUUGAGAAAAGCACAAUCUUUCACUUUGUUAAAUGCACACUUAGAAAGUAGAAAUAAAUUUGAGCUAACUAUGUAAAA
Molecule: messenger RNA, 3790 nt
Organism: Anas platyrhynchos (mallard)
Lineage: Eukaryota; Metazoa; Chordata; Aves; Anseriformes; Anatidae
Source: RefSeq, a predicted model, not a curated record